AUGAGUUCAAAAAUACACUCAGUUGAUGUGGAAAAAGAUGCUUUCUCAAAUGCUAUUCCUGAGAUUGAAAUUCUGAAGAGAAGAAAGAAAGAAGAGAUAGAGAAACAACAAGUUCUUGAAAUACAGGAACUUGAAAAAGCAAGUAAAAUUCUUGGAAAGCAGUGUCUGAGUGAGAUGAAUGAAGAAGUUCUGUUAAUUCUUCAUGCUCAGGCUAGACAACUACAGGAAGUGAUCAAGUUCAAACUUGGAAUUUCAAACACAGUUCAAAAAACUUUGAAAAUUUCUAAUACAAUCACUGACUCUUCAAAGAAAACAUAUGCUCAAGCAGCUGAAUCUGCUGUCUCUAAAUCUGCUGUCUCUAAAUCUACUGUCUCAAAACCUGCUCAAAAUUCUGAGAAAACUGAGAAGAAUACUGCUCAUGCCUCUAUUCAUAGAAAAGUGGAAAAGAAAAUGCAAAAAGAGAAAAACUUCCAAAUCUUCAGAAAUAGAAGACUUAUUCUCAAAGUCUCAAACCAGGACAUUCUGCAAAGAAACAAGCUAAACUCAAAUCUCAUUUUCAGAAUCAGAAAUGAAAUUAACCAGCAGUUCUUUUCUCAGUUAAUGACUGAUAUUGAAGUUCAAAAACCAGUUAUAGCUUCAAUUGAAUCAUCAUUCUUUGGAAACUCCAUCAUUCUGACUACAAUGCCUGAAUUCAGUGCUGAAUUCCUUAUUCAGAAUGAGAAUCUCUGGAAGUCAGCAGUAGAAUCUUUGUUAAAUACAACAAUUCUAUCUGAAAGAGAUGAAAAGUGGAGCAAAUUCAUUCUUCAUGAUAUUCCAGUUGAAAUUUUUGACUGUGAAGAAGGAAUGCUACUUCUCAAAAAUGAAUUGAAAGAAUACAACUCUAUUCAACUGAGAAAGGAGCCUGUAUAG
This is a messenger RNA of Blastomyces dermatitidis ER-3, 909 nucleotides long. RefSeq lists its product as uncharacterized. Lineage: Eukaryota; Fungi; Ascomycota; Eurotiomycetes; Onygenales; Ajellomycetaceae. The transcript has 2 exons. The coding region runs from base 1 to 909 and encodes 302 amino acids. The record is from RefSeq and is a predicted model, not a curated record.